Messenger RNA from Mercenaria mercenaria, 2231 nucleotides. RefSeq names its product carbohydrate sulfotransferase 1-like. The record is from RefSeq and is a predicted model, not a curated record. Bases 225 to 2057 code for a protein of 610 amino acids. The transcript has 6 exons. NCBI's taxonomy places the organism in Eukaryota, Metazoa, Mollusca, Bivalvia, Venerida, Veneridae. Gene Ontology annotation, biological process: N-acetylglucosamine metabolic process; sulfur compound metabolic process. Gene Ontology annotation, molecular function: N-acetylglucosamine 6-O-sulfotransferase activity.
ACGAUAUCAGUACUCGUAGCGGAAAUUUCUAUGGAAACACAGAUGUUGCGGUUAGCUUUGAUAGUUCCCUAGUUAAAGUGACUUAAAUCUGGAUUAACAUUUUUUCAACAUACAUCUUUACUUAUUUUUGAAGUUACAGGUUGGUAUAGAUUCAGAAUAACAGUAACCAAGUUCUGGAAUUUGAGUAGUACUUGUUCAGACCUUUCAGACGAUAAAGAGUCUUCAUGAAGUCACUUGCUAGCUAUGGUAACAUGUGGGCCUUGAAGUGCUUGUUAGUGAUACUGAUGUUUACCUGCUUUCUGUUGGGAUCCACUUACUACAACAUUGGCACUGCGUACGUCCUUAACUUUAGUACUGCUAACAAAGACAGCAUGGUUAGUCCUGUGAAGGUGGAUAAAGUCGGAAACAAGGAAAAUGUUAAGGGAUAUUGGAAAGAAAUGAUGGAACAUACCACAGGAUAUUCUGAAAAGUUCCAUGGAAUUCGGCUAAGAACUAAUGUCGGUAAUGAAAAAACAAAUUUUGAUAUCAGGGAAAAUGAUAUAACUGACAAAUACAAGGGAAAAAUAAAAAAUAAACAGAACGAAAACAGUGGUAUCUUUAUGAAAUUAUUCCCUGACAGCAGGUCUGAAGGGAAAGACAAGGUGAUGACUUCUACGACGACUUCCGGCCGAUAUGACAAAGCUACAACAUACUUUUCUAGCACUAUCUCCACCAUAAACCUGAAUGUAGGAAUCAAACAAACAGACACUAUACAUGUCCACAAGGCAAACAGUAAUGAACGUUUUAAUGGAAAGGAUGUAACUUCAAGAACAACAAAUUAUCAAGCUGUAGCAGACACGGGUCAACAUGAUGUAAUCCGGCAUACACAUACACUAGAUAAAACCUUUGGUUCAAGCCUUGCAACAAACAAGGAUAACAGUGGUAAAAUUGGACAUCCAGUGUCACCAUCAAAGUUUAAAAGUCUGUCUGGACACAGACGAACAAACCUGGCACACAGACGAAUAAUCGACAUACCUGUUGGUCCAGACAACGCAUACGCCAUUGAAAACCUUGAAACACUCCGCAUAAAUAAAAGUCAAAAUUCCACAUUUGUAUUGCUUGUCACAUAUGCUCGCUCCGGGUCUACGUGGCUGGGUGAAAUUACCAACCAAGCAAAGCAGACGUUUUACGUGUACGAGCCGCUGCAGAGAUUCGUUGUACAAGGAUAUUACAAAGAGAAUUUAGUAUGCUACAAUAAUAACACUUGUCGAAAACCUAGAAUGUUCUCAGAGACGCACAACUUUGCCAUCACUACGUUGCAUCGUUUGUUUACAUGCCAGUUCACAAAGCUACACCCAAAAGCUGUUUACAAUUUAAGAAGGAAUUUAAAAAGUCACCAAUACGCUGAGACCUUCAAAAGAUGUUUGGAUAUUUCCAGAUCAGCGAUGAAAUGUCUACAAGAGCUGGAGAGUAUUUGUUUGACUACAACACAUCGCAUACUGAAAACUAUAAGGAUUUCAAUGGAACUUGUGACUAAAAUGAUGGAUUUAUGGCCAAAUUUGAAAAUUGUUCAUUUAAUUCGGGAUCCGAGAGGUAUAACUAAUUCUCGGCUCGCCAGCAGAACAUUUGCAAUGGCGAGAAAUCUUGUGUCACAUUCCCACGAUAUGUGUAACAGAAUAUUCGAAGAUGUUGAGGUUGACACAAAAAUGAAUAAUCAAUAUGUAAAUCGAUUAAAACUGGUCUUUUACGAAUCGUUAGCUGAAAUGUCGCUGGAAGGUGCGAAUUUUAUUUAUAAAUUUCUAGAUAUGAAAUUGACAAAGGACGCCAAGAAGUGGGUGUACACUAGUACGCAUGCGCAGAAAAAGUCUGGGUAUUUUGGAACUAUGCGCUCUGACUCAACAGAAAGUGCGAACAGGUGGCGAACUAGAUUAACCUUAUUUAAGAUUAAAAUAAUUGAUAACAUAUGUCAUGACGUUUAUAAUGUACUUGGGAUUAUGACUUUUGAAACAACAAAAGAUCUCUAUAAUUUCAGCAUUCCUUCAAGACGAUCGGUGAAAAACUCCAACUGGUUUGCAUAAAGAUUACUAUGCUAUUAUAUAUCUUCUAUCGAGUAAUAAAGUAAUGAAAUAUCACAUGUUAUAUCAUCUAGUUUUCAUCCCACAUUUAUUUCAUCGACCUUGAAGCAGCAGCUGAAGUCUGCACAGGUAUACAAAAUCAAAUAAAGACUUAAAGUUAAGCCUAAGGUAACACUC